This is a messenger RNA of Aspergillus brunneoviolaceus CBS 621.78, 1241 nucleotides long. RefSeq names its product carboxymuconolactone decarboxylase family protein. The transcript has a single exon. Lineage: Eukaryota; Fungi; Ascomycota; Eurotiomycetes; Eurotiales; Aspergillaceae. The coding region runs from base 223 to 969 and encodes 248 amino acids. The record is from RefSeq and is a predicted model, not a curated record.
ACGCCGCUGGCAGAGAUCUGCAGACCAGCACCACUGUAUGCGCUUGAAUCUUAUUCCGGUGAAGAACGUGCCUUCACUUGUAUCAUUCAAUAUUAUAAUAUUAACGGCGUAUUGGCCUUAAUGCCAAGCACCUCAUCUCAUCCAGGAAUUGGGCUGGGUGGCGGGACAAAUCCUACAAAGGAUGUCACAAUGCCAUCCUACCGCUUUCAAUCAUAGACGAAGAUGACAGUAUAUGUGUAUUUCUAUCUUGUGCUCUGCGAUAUAACUGUUCAGAAACGCCUUCUGCUUCAACUAGGGAAGGCAAAACCUUCCUCCGCGCAGACACGCACAGACACUUACAACGAGCUCUUUAGUGUCCAUACGUUGCCAGCAAAUCUCGAAAUGUCAUCCACCCGCUUUCCUCCUGUUGCUCCCAAAGACCUAUCCCCAGCCCAGAAGUCCCUCUAUGACGAGAUUCAGCGGAUCAUCGGCGACAAAUUCAGCACCGUCGUGAGCCACACAGCUGAAGGGGCCCUUCUCGGACCCUGGAAUUUCCUAAUCCACCAUCCGACUAUAGGCAAGGCACUGGUACCUCUCACUCAAGCCCUCCUGGUCCGGCCGGGCCAUCUGUCCCGUCCCGUGCGAGAAGUCGCCAUCCUGGCCGUCGGCGCCCACUAUCGAGCUGCUUAUGAGAUCUAUGCCCACACCCUCUUGGCUACGCCGCUUCUAGGAAUCGACACGGUGGCGGCUACUCUCGAUAGUCGAGUCCCGCCCAAACUAGACUCGGACGCGUUAUGCGCCUUGGAGGUGACUCGCUCGCUUCUUGCGGGUGGGCCACUGCCGGACCCUCUCUGGGAUAGGGCUGUCAAGGAGUUUGGGGUGGAAGGGGCGCAGGAACUUGUCUUCCUGGUGGGCUAUUACUGUCUGGUCUCCGUGGGGUUGAACGGGUUUGGGGUGCAGGUGCCUUCUACACGCUCAGCGAAACUGUGAUCGUGGAGAUUAUAAUUAGGGGUACAACUUCGACGCAUCGCAUUCUGCAAUCUGGAUAACAGAGACGUUUUUCUCGACGCAAUAGGCCAUCGUACAGCUGGAGGAAAUCCCGUACAAGUUAACACUACAGAUUAUGAUCGUUGCAACGUAAUAGAGAUCUUGAUCAUAGGUGCUUGAAGGCUGAAGGUUUUCCGGAAGCAUGAUCUAUCUUGAAGCGUUGAAAUCAGAACUCAACCAUAGUUGAAAAACGCAGAUCGGAAGUUCCCUGCAAC